Molecule: messenger RNA, 4736 nt
Organism: Amoebophrya sp. A120
Lineage: Eukaryota; Dinophyceae; Syndiniales; Amoebophryaceae
Source: the annotation of a GenBank genome assembly
AGGACCCCAAACAUUUCGAACAUCUUUUCACUCUUUUAAGUACAAUAAUGUCUACUUCUUGUUUAUCAUUAUCUCUACCUUGUGCUUCUAACAUGUGAGCUAAUUCUCCCUUUGGGCUUUGCAAUCAUGAUAGUGCGCCCUGUUCGCUUGAUUUUCGGUGCUCGGUCUUUCGCUGAUAAGAAGGCAACUACCUUUUAACAACGGCCCUACGCGUACGCUACAGAAGUAAUAAGUCCAUUUGUCUCCUAUCCAGGUUUGUUUUCACUCUGUCAUGAUUCAAACUCACUUCAGAAAUUCAAAGUUUGCAGUCGCGGCGUCGCAACGCUUGUUCGUGACGCGGUCCGAUAGCGGAGGAAAAUAAGAACCAGUUACAUCGCAAGACCGGUUGACAGCGAACAAGAAAAGGGCUCAGUCGACGUCGUAGCAGGUCGCGAGUACCUCCGACGUGGUAACACUCCUGAUGAGUAACGGAAAUAUUUCGGAGAUGCACCCCAUGGUGCCCCAGCAUAGCAACGACCCAGAGCGCACGAUAUUACCUAAAAAAGCGCCCCCGCCAAGGCUUGAGUCGCCUUUCACGAGCCCAGAAGAGAUACCCGGGUCCGGGGGUUUAUUUAGGAGCAGUGAGGACGGCGGUAAUCCUUAUGGCGGUGGAGGGAGCCAGCAGGACCAAGGGAAUACGCUACAGAACUCCUCUCAGGUUUUAUACGAAUCCAUCGUUUGAGUCAUUUUUUUUUUUGCAGAGUGCUAGUAUCUAUCUUCGCAUUGAUUCUAGGGGUAGCAAAAUGAAAACUUGAAAAAGAACCGGUGUGCAAUUAUCCAUCAUGUAUUUCACCAAGUCGAGGCUUGGUAGUAGUUAUCAGUUGUUUGGUGCACACCAAUUUGUAUCUACCAGUUUCUACCAGUUAUCACGACCUGACGAAACCAAAACACAGGCACCUUCGACGGCACUCUCGAACGCCGCCACGAUGCUGUUUUCGACCGCGGGCACGCCGGGCAAGGCCGGCGGCGCCCAGGUAAUACCAGCGCCGGCGCGGAACAUGGAAUUUCCUGAGGACACCGAGUCCCCACUGUCCACCGGGGACGAGGAGGGGAGGCGGCACGGGCCGCCUGUAGGCAAUAAUAAUAGCACAAACAAUCAUGGCGCAUCAGGAGGUGGACCUUCUUCCACUACGCCUGCGCCAUUUUCGACCGGAGGGCCACCGGCCGUGGCGAAAAAUCCGCUUAUGAACGCCGCGAACCUGCUGGGGGGCAAGAGACAGACUAGUCGCGAAGGAGGAGCCCAGUCUCUGGGCGUGAACGCCGAGAACGAGAAUAACAAUAAGAAUAACGAGGGCGGCGCCGGCGGCGCGACGUCCUCCAGCAGCGCGGCCCGGCCGAGUCCGGGGAAUCGAAUAUCGCUGCUAAAGUCGGGGAAGUCUGCCGUGUGGCAGAAGGCCCGGGCCAAGCUGGAGGAGAAGGGGACGCUGCGGAAGAAGCCGAACAUGGAGAAUUUGGUGAAGAACGUGGUCAUGCAGAAUAAGGUGGAGACCCGGGAGCAGACUUUGUGGCGCGAGAAGGUGAUUGCGCAGCUGGAGGUGGAGAAGGAGUGGCGGCUCCGGCGCGACGGCGUGUGGCACCCGAGCAAGGCGGACGAGAUUUACAGCCACCCCUACUUCGAGUCGACGAUCAUGUUCUGCGUGGUCGCGAACUUGAUCAUCUUUUCCGUGGAGUCGGACGUGCACGACCCGGAGGAGGCGGACCUGAGCCGGUUCGCCUACUUCUGGUGGUGGGCCGAGCUGUUCUUCUUCUUCGUCUACCUCUUUGACGUGGGCCUCCGCGUGGCCCGGUGCAAGGGCUACUUCUGGCGGUUCUACUUCCCACCACGCCACCUGUGGGACGAGUUGAUUUUCAACUGGGUGGAUUCCUUCUGCCUGCUCACGCAGCUCAUCGAGCUGGGGGCGAUCGGGGAGGAGUCCAGCGCGGGCGCCGCAGUUAUGUUCAAGCUCUUACGGCUGCUGCGGAUGAGCAGGUAUAAGACUUCUAUCAGAUAAGUAAGAUCAUUAUACUUGUACACACUUGAUGUACAGCUAGUACAGCUACUUAGUGCCAUUCUUUGUCUAUCUACACAGGCGAAGAAUUCGCUGUCGUUUCUUGUUUCUGCAUGACCAUGAGCAAAAAGGUGUAAAAUUGGCAGGGCUUCCAUAGUAGAAAAUAGCUGAAGGGAUGAAGUAAAGGAACGAAGAAGCAAUAAGAAUAAGCCUCAUUUGCAUAGGGCUAUAAGUAACAGAACAGAUGACGGGUAGUACUUUGGUUGUGCAUCAUGGUUAGAGAACGGAAAAAAAAAUUCCUCCUAUCUGACAUCAAUUCAGGUUGCGAAAGUACGAGGAAGUAGUAGUAGUUUUUCGGACGACGCAGCGGGUCUUGAUUGAGAUCGGCCCGGAUCUUUUGAUUGUCUCGAUGGUGAUGCUAUCCCUUGCAAAUAUCGAUCUUCUGGAAGGACGGAAAGAAUACGUAUUCAUUGCGCGGUGUGUCGAGCGAAACAAAAUCCUUUUAGACAUGAAGCGGACGUUCUUGAGCGCCACACGGACUGUCAUGCAAAAAUGCGAUAAUGUUCCAAUCCAGGGCAGUUUUUUUUUUUACAACGCAUGGCUCUUCUCUACGACCUAGCCAAUGAUUUGUCAUGCCUGGAUGGAUACAUAUAGUACCCACUGAGGUAGUAUUUUUCAUCAUCAAGAUUUCAUCAUGAAGAGAGUACAAAAAUUGUCGAUUGCAGCAAUUUUUCGCAGACCUCCCAGAUCGAUCGAAAGAUAUUUGCGAUGCAUAGAUGCUGGCGCUUUCUGUGACGCUGCGGCAGUACGUGAAGUAUCGGGACCAGACGAGCGGCGAUUAUUCGGACUCGCAGAACCUGAACUUCGAGACCAGCAUCAUGCCUAUUGCGAACACGUGGUUCCGAACCAUCCUGCUCUGCCUCCGUUUGUGGCUCCAGGACAACAGUAUGCCCUUUAUUGACCUGCUGGCGGACCAAGACUGGUGGAUCUCCGUCUGGUUUAUCCUGGGGCUACUGCUCUCCGGCGUCGUGCUCAUGAAUAUUGUGUCCGGGCGGGUCACCAAAAUCAUGUUUGAGGUCGUCACGGAGGAAAGGAGGCGACGAGCGACCGUAGGCAUGGAAAAGUUCUUGAAAAACCUACUGAUCACGAACGGCUUGCUCUGGUUCGACUCCUCGGCCCUCAGCGCUGACGACGAGGAGGGAUUCAAAAAAAGCCAACUUACGCCCGCGGAACAAAUCGUAAUAUUCAAUUUUUUUACAUGAUUCAUAGAUUUUUCGUUGGCAUCUAUACAGGAAAAAGUUGGACGAAUAGGACAAGUUGAAUGAGGGUUUGCGAUGCCGAUUUUUAACGUAGACGAUAAUGCAAGAUCUUUAGUAUGAAAAUGAAACGCUAGAAGUGCCUCCGAUUAUCAGUCCCUUUGAUGUGCAUGUGUGAUUUUUUUAUACCGUUUUCUUUGGUUUUCUUCGGUUGAGACAGACCUGCAAUUUAGUAUUUUGAAUUUGUAUUUUUGGCUUUAGUUACAACAGAGCAUCAGGAUGAGUUUUUUCUCUCCACACCUCAGGUGCAACAUUUCGAGUCAAUCCGCGAGAACCUGCAGAUGGACACGACGGACAUUCACAGCGAGGAGGACCUGAAGAAGAUCACGGUGAAGCUGUACAAUUUGCUGCUUCUCCCGAUCGGGCUGCUCCGCGUGGAGUACGACGAGAAGGAGCGGCAGUACAAGCCGGGGUGGUUUUUGCGAAACAAGGUGCUGUCCAUGCCGCGGCAGGCGUACCUGAACUACCUAAACCAGGUGGAGAAGCACAUGAUACGCAAGGCGUUCAUAGCCCGGAAGACCAAGGAGCUCGAGCGCACGCAGAAAGCCGGGGGCGUGCUCAAGUCCACGGUGAACGCGAAAUCGGAGCAGGAGCUGCACGCGGACGUGAUUCGGGACAUCGAGGGCAUGGUGUCCGUGGCGGCGAUGAACGACGUCUACCAAACGCUGUUCGACGAGGGACAGAUGGAGUCCGUCGCGGUCUCACUGCUCCAGAUCCAGGAGGAGGUAGCACACACGAAACGACUGCUCGACGCCUAUGUCAGUCACCAACACAAAGACGAAAACGCACCCAUGGAGAUGACCUUUGCCAACAUGGGGCUCAAGGCGUUUUCAUAGCGCGGCAAUGGGCGUAGCAUUUUUUUUCCCGCCUGAAUAGGCGCAGCUCUUUUUUUCUUUGUACUUUUUUUUACCCCCUUUUUUUCCAAUUGCAGUGCUUUUUUCCACCUAACACCUUUAAGUAUAGUAUUUUGUUUGAAGAUUUGUUUGUGCUUCCCUUUCCCACGACCCGGGUUUAUCUUUAUUGGCUUCCGAACAAGAUCCAUAGGCUUCUACUAUGUGAGCAUGAAUGCGAUGCUUGCACUAUGUAAGAAAGUCAAAGUACAGCCAGCCGCGACAAAUAUCUGUGCACCGAAGUAAAAAACUUUACUGCGAAAAAUCACCGUGCAUGGCGUUGAUGGUCAUACACUUUUUUUACAUACGAAAGUUUCCAAGAACACAACAUCGCAAAAAUGCCGCAGCUGGUACCGAAAAGCUAAAGGUCAUAAUUAGAGCUGCUUACUGAAAAGCGUUGCCAUAGUUGCCCCCGUGAUUUAUGAGGAGUUAUGUCCCGUGCUGAAAUUGAGAUUUACGCAGACAAUUUUUUGCACAGGUUUCGAGUACUCACUUCCAUCCAU